Molecule: messenger RNA, 696 nt
Organism: Uloborus diversus
Lineage: Eukaryota; Metazoa; Arthropoda; Arachnida; Araneae; Uloboridae
Product: transmembrane protein 138-like
Exons: 3
Coding region: 93-572 (159 amino acids)
Cellular component (GO): cilium
Source: RefSeq, a predicted model, not a curated record
UUUGGUAAAUUAUAUGUACACACUGAAAGUUAUACUGAUUUGUACAAUGUGUAAUUAUGUGUUGUAAAGUAGUUUUAUCUUGGUGUAUUUAAAUGAAAAGUGGCCGAUAUUUCCCUGUGUUAAUACUUCAGCUUGGACUUUUGCUGCUUGAUUUAUUGUUAAAUGCUUUCGUUGACUUCUGGCGUUCAACGUUUGUCGUUCUACUUGCUCUCAAUGUAGUUCAAGGCAUUGGUAUUGUUUGUAGCAUUAUAAUUUUGUUUUUAAUGUUUGCAAAUACAUAUGUGUUUCGUGCUGGACUCUUGGGAAUAUUAAUAUCUCGCUAUAGGUUCACCCUCAUUAUUUGUUUCAGUUACCUUGCCAUCAGUAUUGCAUGGCAUUUUUGGAAUUUAAAAUUUAAAUGGGAUAACCCUUAUGCGUACACAUGGACAACAAAUUUGUUAGUUUUGUACAUUUUACAAAGAAGUUGUGCAGUUUUAUAUUAUUACUUUUAUAAGAGGACUGCUCUCUUAGUAGUUGAUCCGUGUUUUUAUGAAGAUGGCGACUGGCUUAAAAUGAAAGUAGCCAGAAGAUAACAUUUCGAUUAGAGAAUUGGAAACAGUUCUGCUUGAAUUGAAUACUUUAAAAAAGAAUGCAAAAGUUUACAAACAACUACAGAAUUCAAAUAUAUGUUUUCGUGCUGAUUCUAAUGCCUUAAAA